Molecule: messenger RNA, 1816 nt
Organism: Oreochromis niloticus (Nile tilapia)
Lineage: Eukaryota; Metazoa; Chordata; Actinopteri; Cichliformes; Cichlidae
Gene: acp7
Product: acid phosphatase 7, tartrate resistant (putative)
Exons: 15
Coding region: 256-1575 (439 amino acids)
Molecular function (GO): acid phosphatase activity; metal ion binding
Source: RefSeq, a predicted model, not a curated record
UCUGCACGAUGACGUAGUCAGGAAGGGCUCUCCAGCCAAAACAGCUGGAUGAGUUUAGCUUAGCUGUAACUCUUUGAAGUUUUUAUGUUUCUGAAUAUAUGUAAUUUAUUCAGAACAGAAGUCGUUUGCGCUUUUGGAGACGACCGUUCACUGCCUUUAGCUUAACUUUUCAUGGAUUGACUGGAGGUUAACUGAUUUGGACAUACUGAACAGAGACCAAAACACAGCUUUUGUUCCCUGCAGUCCAGCAUUAAAAUGUCGCCUGUUCACGCUGCCUGUGCUUUGCUAUUUGCUGCACCCCUGAUGGUGCUCGGUGUUCCUCCUAUUUGGACCCAGCCAGAACAGGUGCACCUCUCCUAUGGAGGAGUGCCAGGCACCAUGGUAGUGACCUGGACAACCUUCAAUGAGACAGAGAGCAAGGUGGAGUAUAGCCUUCUGGGGGCUCGGCUCUUUGAGAUGAGCGCCAUAGGACACGCGACUCUGUUUGUUGACUCGGGAACGGAAAAGAGGAAGAUGUUCAUUCACAGGGUCACACUCGGAGACCUCAAACCUGCAGCUUCGUAUGUCUACCACUGUGGCAGCGAAGAAGGCUGGAGCGACGUGUUCUUCUUCACUGCUCUUAAUGACAGCACUACGUCCAGUCCCAGGUUUGCUUUUUAUGGUGACCUCGGCAAUGAGAACCCCCAGUCUCUGGCUCGACUGCAAAAGGAAACUCAGCUAGGGAUGUACGAUGUCAUCCUACACAUAGGAGACUUUGCCUAUGACAUGCAUGAGGAUAAUGCCAGGAUUGGAGACGAGUUCAUGAGGCAGAUCGAGUCCAUAGCUGCCUACGUGCCCUACAUGACCUGUCCAGGCAACCAUGAAGCUACAUACAACUUCUCCAACUACAGGAAUCGCUUCAGCAUGCCAGGCCAGACUGAGAGCCUGUGGUACAGCUGGAACCUGGGCUCAGCGCACAUAAUCUCCAUUUCCACCGAGGUUUACUUCUAUCUUGACUUUGGCCAGGACCUCCUCUUCAAGCAGUACGAAUGGCUGGAGAAAGACCUGGAGGAGGCCAACAAGCCCGAGAACAGAGCAGUGCGUCCUUGGAUCAUAACCAUGGGGCACCGGCCCAUGUACUGCUCUGAUGAUGACCAGGAUGACUGUACUACGUUUGAAUCCUAUGUCCGGCUGGGAAGGAAUGACACCAAACCACCGGCUCCAGGUCUCGAGGAUCUAUUUUACCGUUAUGGAGUGGAUGUGGAGUUGUGGGCACAUGAGCACACAUACGAGAGGCUGUGGCCUGUGUAUGGUGAUAAGGCAUUCAACGGCAGCAGAGAACAGCCUUACGUGAACCCCAAAGCUCCGGUCCACAUUAUCACAGGCUCUGCUGGCUGCAGAGAGAAGACUGACAAGUUCAAUCCAAACCCCAAAGAGUGGAGUGCUUUCCGCAGCACAGACUACGGCUACAGCCGUAUGCAGGUGGUCAAUGGAACCCACCUGUACAUGGAGCAGGUGUCUGAUGACCAGAAUGGGAAGGUGAUUGACAGCAUAUGGGUGGUGAAAGAAAAACAUGGCUUCUCUGCCUGGGUAUGAAGACUGUCUUUCUUAAAGCAAAUGCACUUUGAGCCCAAAACAAGUACUUUUUCCCGCCAAACCAAUUAUGCAGUGAUUAUAAAACUUAUUCCUGCUCAUUUGAUUUCACUGAGCCUUGUGCAAUUUUAAAAACAUCUACCGUACUUUUCGGACUAUAAGGCGAACUUAAAAUCCUUUAAAUUUCUCAAAAAUCGACAGUGCUCCUUAUGUAUGAAUUCUGGUUGUGCUUACUGACCUCAAA